AUGCACCGCCUCAAGAACCAAUAUGAGAGCGAGUCCAUUGCCCAAAUUCAAAAUCUGCGGCGUUCACAAAACGGCAACUCGGAGAUCCAAGAACUCAACAUCCGCAAACUUAAGGAUGUCAUCGAGGAGAAGAACUUCGAAAUUGAGAGCCUCAACCGCCAGCUCCGCCUCAAGAAAGGCCCACUAGCUGACCUGGUGAAGGCUGAGCACGAGAACGUGCGCAACAACUUGCUGCGCCAGCAUAAGAAGAACGAGGAUGAGCUGCGCAACCUCCACGAGGCCAAGGUGAAGCGCCUGGUCUACGAGAUCGAGGAGAAGAAGCACGAGAUCGAGGAGGGCAACAACCGCCUCAAGCGCAGCGGCAAGGAGGGCGAGGCUGAGAUCGCCCGCCUCAUCAACGAGAACGGCAACUUGCGCAACGAGCUCAAGGACAACGACAACCGCAACCGCACUCGCAUCGAAGAGCUCACCUCCCACUACGACGCCCAGUUCGCGCAGGAGCGAGAGGUGAACGGCCAGAGGGAGGGCAACCUGCGCAGCUUCUACGAAGCCGACAUCGCCAUCCUGCAGGCCGUCAUCGCCGCCAAGGAAGAAGAAACCCAAAGACUGCUCCAGAUCAUCAAGGACCUCAAGCGCAACGAGGAGAACCGCCUCCAGCAGAUCAAGGAAAACAACUACGAGCUCAAGCACAAGAUCGAGGACAUCGUCAAGCACUACGAGCGGGAAAUCGAACUUUCCAAAAUCAAGAUUUCGCAGCUCUACGAGGCCGACCUUGAAAGUCUACGCAAUAAGCUCCAGAACAGCUAUGCCAACCAUACUCACGAGGUCGAUGCUCUCCGAGGAUUGCUCAAGGAAACCAGGGAACGCCUUGCCAAUGAAGUCCAGGAGAGGCUGGACUUGCGGAAGGACUACGAGCUGAGACUGACUGAUUUCGCAGUUUCCCACGAUAGAGUCCAGAAGGAACUCAAGAACGUGAUUGCCCAGCGUGAGAAGGAAAUCGAGGGCCACACAUCCAAGGCCUCGCUCACCCACAUUUCGCACAACCAGCUGCUGCAGACUCGCAACUUGGACAUGAAGCAGAUCAUGAACGAGAAGCGCACCCUCGAGGGGCAAAUCCAGAGCAAGAACAAGGAAAUCGAGUCCCUCAACCUCAAGAUCCAGCAGAUGCUCGGCCUCCACAAGCACGACAUCGACAAGCUCGAAGAGGAAAACGACCGUCUCAAAAACGAGCACAACGCUUGGCUUGCCCGCCAGGAGAAGGAAACUGCCGACUGGCACCAGGAACGCAAUGACCUCAACGGCCGCAUCGACGAGCUCAACCGCAAGAUCGCUUCUCUCAAGAAGCAGCACUCCGAUAAGGAGGCAGAGCUGACUGCAUCCAACAACUAG
This is a messenger RNA of Nymphaea colorata (pocket water lily), 1389 nucleotides long. RefSeq lists its product as uncharacterized. NCBI's taxonomy places the organism in Eukaryota, Viridiplantae, Streptophyta, Magnoliopsida, Nymphaeales, Nymphaeaceae. The record is from RefSeq and is a predicted model, not a curated record. Bases 1 to 1389 code for a protein of 462 amino acids. The transcript has 2 exons.